GUGAGGCGCCAAAAUCAUCUCUCCUCCGUAGACAAUCUAACUUGGACCAUCAUCGCCAUUAGAGACUUGGCCACACCUUAUCCACACACCCACCUUCUGAUUCUGAUAACACCAACAUACCCAAAACCCCCCUGAAAGCCGAAGCCGAGAAAAAUCCAACAGGGAUUUUAGAAAGACUGGAAAUUGGAAAGACAAAGGAAAGAACUGGGAAGAUGUCAGUGGCAUCCUCAAUACCUUGCAUCAGAAUCCCAAACUCAUCAUCGUCUUGCUCAUCUCCUCCGUGUUCAUCUUCAUCAACAACCUCCACCUCCUCUUGUUUUAGAUUUUCGACAGCAACAAAGCCUUAUUCUUUCACCAUCAGGAGCUCUCAAGCUGAAGGACCUAUAAGGAGACCUGUUGCUCCUCCUCUUAGAGAACCCUCUCCACCAGCUCCUUCACCUCCUUUGAAGCCUGUCCCUCCUUCUCCACCAUCUUCUCCGGUUGCUCCACCACCUAAGCCGGUUGCUCAGGUGGCUGUGGGGGACAAGAAUGUUAUCACUUUAGAGUUUCAGAGGCAAAAGGCUAAGGAGCUUCAGGAUUAUUUUAAGCAAAAGAAGCUUGAGGAGACUGAUCAAGGCCCUUUCUUUGGGUUCCUUGGCAAGAAUGAGAUUGCCAAUGGAAGAUGGGCAAUGUUUGGUUUUGCUGUUGGGAUGCUAACAGAGUACGCUACAGGCUCAGACUUUGUUGAUCAAGUAAAGAUUCUUCUCUCCAAUUUCGGGAUAGUUGAUCUAGAAUGAUUGGAAUCAUCAUCCUCGGUGGCUGUAUACUUUUUGACUUCUGUAAUUGCCUUCUUGAUCUUCAAACCCAUAAAUACAUUUUCAAUUUCUGUAAUUGCUGUAUCAUAACCUGUAUUCUACAACAACAUGCUUUCUUGAUGGAUUAUCAUAAACUGAACCAUUGAUGUUCCCUUGCUUCGCAAGAAUACAAGUUUUUCAUUUUGAUUA
Messenger RNA from Manihot esculenta (cassava), 983 nucleotides. RefSeq names its product light-harvesting complex-like protein OHP2, chloroplastic. The transcript is spliced from 2 exons. Lineage: Eukaryota; Viridiplantae; Streptophyta; Magnoliopsida; Malpighiales; Euphorbiaceae. Gene Ontology annotation, cellular component: chloroplast thylakoid membrane. The record is from RefSeq and is a predicted model, not a curated record. Bases 213 to 776 code for a protein of 187 amino acids.